CGGACUUUCCUCAUCACAUUUGGAACUGGAUAUUAUCAUGGCCGAGAUGUUUCUCAGUUGUUCUGAAACCUUUCCCGUUGACAUUGUAAGGUUACGACUGUCUUCAUCGUCAACGUGUCUGUUGUAAGCGACGUGGGGGCUUUUUAUCUGGUAAGUUGAAACGAAAUGUUACAUGUUAGAUCUUGUUUUUCAUUCAAUGACCAUUGUUGUCGUUACAGCACAAUAAUCGCUCGCUAUAGCUUGAUAUGGCUGCCUAUAUGCUUCAUAUACAGUUGAAAUAGUAUGACAGGCAUUAUAAUUAAUUUGUCCAACAAAACUGCUUUUGGUGAUGUUGCUCAUAGAGAACAGCCGCGCGCUAUUCUAUUUUACUCGCUGUGUCCAUCAUCACCGGUCUAUACCGGCUGAACCAGCGCAACAUUCACAGCCAUUACAUUGCAUAACGGAUUGCGCACAGAGGAAGAUAAUCCCAGGCAGGGAGACAGCAACACUCACAUGUAUUGCAUUUCAUUUGUUACAUCUUAUUUACAUAAAUCGAUUACAGUCGUUGUUAACUUGCAUUGAGAAUUAGAAAUGAUUACAGAUGAUCCCAAUGAACGUGUGCCAUAUGCAGGGACAUUAGUGUUUAUAUAGGUAGCCACUGUAUUAAGUACAAGUUCCCACACACAGUUUGCGGUAUACAUUUACAUUUGAGUCAUUUAGCAGACGCUCUUAUCCAGAGCGAUUUACAGUUAGUGAGUGCAUACAUUUUUUUUCUUCAUGUUUUUUUUUUUCAUUCUGUGCUGUAUGCCUUCUGAUGAUGAUGAUGGGGAGUGUCAGCUAUUAUCUGCUCUAGAGUUUUUGUUGUUCUGAACAUGGCCAGAGAGUGCCUCAUCCAAAGACCCGCCUGUCUGUCAUGUCCUCUGCUGAUUGCUGUAUUUUGGUUCCUUUUCAGCUUCACAGGCCUGUGCUCCUUUGCAUCUCCCACAAUGCUUUGUCAGCAGGCCUUACUAUCUGAGAGUGAAGCAGAUAAUACACCUAGCCUAUUGUAGCGGUCAUUACCUCUAUUCAGCACUACACACACGGUAAGCAUGGGCAGGCCUCUGCCUAUCAUCUAACCUACCCUACAUUUCAGGUUGUAUUUAGCAGUAAAGACUUUGGCCUCCCUGGCACAAAUGAUUACAGAUGGCUUUCUCAAAUAGCACCCAAGAGAAUAGAACACCAGGACAGAACACAACACCAUAUCAGCUGCCAAGCAGUGAAACAUUGACUCACCUGAGCAGCGCAAUGUUGUCAAUAAACAAGCUGUUACCCUUGUUUUCACUACGGUUGCUUACAGUCUUUGGCAACUUACUCAAGCAUGCAACUAGACGUUUCGUCCUUUUCCCCAUGGUUAUCAGAAUCACUCACUUCUAAGUAGUGCAUGUUCAUAUUACGUACAUCAUUUUGAUAAUGAUAAUCUUUCUCUGAAAUGAGCAUGUACACUGUACAUUUCAUUACGAAUAGCCUAAAAUGAUCAUAAAAUAGGUUGUUGAAAUUAGAGUGAAAUUAGAUACCGGUGUUCAGGAUAGUCUCUUUAUCCCUUAAAGGUCCAGUCUGAACAAUACCCCAUUGUCAGCCAUAACAGAGACAUCCUUCUGCAACAAUGUCCAGGUCAGGAGAUAUACCAGGUAAGGAAGGGGGGCAGUAAGAGUGGGCAUUACAGUGUUGUGUACUUGUUUAAAAUGGUGAUGUAUGGAAACAUACAGUAUCUCACAAAAGUGAGUACACCCCUCACAUUUUUGUAAAUAUUUGAGUAUAUCUUUUCAUGUGACAACACUGAAGAAAUGACACUUUGCUACAAUGUAAAGUAGUGAGUGUACAGCUUGUAUAACAGUGUACAUUUGCUGUCCCCUCAAAAUAACACAACACACAGCCAUUAAUGUCUAAACCGCUGGCAACAAAUGUGAGUACACCCCUAUGUGAAAAUGUCCAAAUUGGGCCCAAAGUGUCAAUAUUUUGUGUGGCCACCAUCAUUUUCCAGCACUGCCUUAACCCUCUUGGGCAUGGAGUUCACCAGAGCUUCACAGGUUGCCACUGGAGUCUCUUCCACUCCUCCAUGACGACAUCACAGAGCUGGUGGAUGUUAGAGACCUUGCACUCCUCCACCUUCCGUUUGAGGAUGCCCCACAGAUGCUCAAUAGGGUUUAGGUCUGGAGACAUGCUUGGCCAGUCCAUCACCUUUACCCUCAGCUUCUUUAGCAAGGCAGUGGUCGUCUUGGAGGUGUGUUUGGGGUCAUUAUCAUGUUGGAAUACUGCCCAGUCUCCGAAGGGAGGGGAUCAUGCUCUGCUUCAGUAUGUCACAGUAUAUGUUGGCAUUCAUGGUUCCCUCAAUGAACUGUAGCUCCCCAGUGCCGGCAGCACUCAUGCAGCCCCAGACCAUGACACUCCCACCACCAUGCUUGACUGUAGGCAAGACACACUUGUCUUUGUAUUCCUCACCUGCUUGCCACCACACACACUUGACAUCAUCUGAACCAAAUAAGUUUAUCUUGGUCUCAGCAGACCACAGGACAUGGUUCCAGUAAUCCAUGUCCUUAGUCUGCUUGUCUUCAGCAAACUGUUUGCGGGCUUUCUUGUGCAUCAUCUUUUGAAGAGGCUUCCUUCUGGGACGACAGCCAUGCAGACCAAUUUGAUGCAGUGUGCGGCAUAUGGUCUGAGCACUGACCCCCCCACCCCUUCAACCUCUGCAGCAAUGCUGGCAGCACUCAUACGUCUAUUUCCCAAAGACAACCUCUGGAUAUGACGCUGAGCACGUGCACUCAACUUCUUUGGUCGACCAUGGCGAGGCCUGUUCUGUGUGGAACCUGUCCUGUUAAACCGCUGUAUGCAGCUCAGUUUCAGGGUCUUGGCAAUCUUCUUAUAGCCUAGGCCAUCUUUAUGUAGAGCAACAAUUAUUUUUUUCAGAUCCUCAGAGUGUUCUUUGCCAUGAGGUGCCGUGUUGAACUUCCAGUGACCAGUAUGAGGGAGUGUGAGAGCGAUGACACCAAAUGUAACACACCUGCUCCCCAUUCACACCUGAGACCUUGUAACACUAACGAGUCACAUGACACCGGGCAGGGAAAAUGGCUAAUUGGGCCCAAUUUGGACAUUUUCACUUAGGGGUGUACUCACUUUUGUUGCCAGCGGUUUAGACAUGAAUGGCUGUAUGUUGAGUUAUUUUGAGGGGACAGCACAUUUACACUGUUAUACAAGCUGUACACUCACUACUUUACAUUGUAGCAAAGUGUCAUUUCUUCAGUGUUGUCACAUGAAAAGAUAUACUCAAAUAUCUACAAAAAUGUGAGGGGUGUACUCACUUUUGUGAGAUACUGUAUGCUUCCAACACCUAUAGCGUGGCAAGAUGAACCGAUCAUCAUUUUAUGUAUUUUGAGCACAUUUUGAGUGAUUUUAGACAGUGUUUUAAUGCUUGAACAUUCCCCCCUCAGCCCUGGAGUCUGGGACCACAGAGGGGCUCCUGGGAGGCAUGUCCCUGCCCAUUGGCAUGACCCGCCGUGCCAUGAGCUAUGAUGACAACAUGGAGGCGCCCAUGUCGCCCCCUCCCUCUGACAUCAACAUCAACAACCUGUGGGGGAGGAGGCCCGUGGUCCCAGACAGGAGGUUCAAUCAUCUGGCUGAGGUAGAUAUCACACACUGAUCUAUAGCCUCACAUAGUUAAGAUAGUAAUCCAUGUUCGUCCGUAUUCAUAAAGCGUCUCAGAGUAGGAGUGUUGAUCUAGAAUCAGGUCCCCCUUGUCCGUGUAAUCUUAUUCAUAAUGAUCUAAAAGGCUAAACUGAUCCUAGAUCAGUCCUCAUACUCUAACACACUUUAUGGAUAUGACCCCAGGUGUUCCUAUUCAUACAAAUGUUCCUCAACUGCCUGUGUGAUCCAUGGUUGUUUUUUUUAUCUCUUGUUUUAAAGGAGGAUGAAUCUGGAAAUGCCCUGACCCGUGCUGCCACGUUUGACGCUGGCCGCAUGCCUCAUAUGCCAGUAGCGGUGAAGGCCAAAGCCUCCUCCAUCAUUAUGAACUCUCUGAUGACCAGUAAGACUCUUCACUGGGGGGGGGGGUUUGGGGUAUUCAGACCCCUUUACUUUUUUCACAUUUUGUUACGUUACAGCCUUAUUCUAAAAUGGAUUUAAAAAAAAUUAUCCUCAUCAAUCUACACACAAUAGCUCAUAUUGACAAAGUGAAAACAGGUUUUUAGAACUUUUGCAAAUAUAUUACAAAUAAAAAAACAGAAAUACCUUAUUUAUUUAAGUAUUCAGACCCUUUGCUAUGAGACUUGAAAUUGAGCUCAGGUGCAUCCUGCUUCCAUUGAUCAUCCUUGAGAUGUUUCUACAACUUCAUUGGAGUCCACCUAUGGUAAAUUCAAUUGAUUGGACAUCAUUUGGAAAGGCACACACCUGUCUAGAUAAGGUCCCACAGUUGACAGUGCAUGUCAGAGCAAAAACCUAUCCAUGAGGUCAAAGGAAUUGUCCGUAGAGCUCCGAUACUGGAUUGUGUCAAGGCUCAGAUCUGGGGAAGGGUACCAAAAAAUAAAUGUAAAUGUGAUAUUUCGGGUUUUUAUAUUUCAUAAAUUAGCAAAAAUCUCUAGAAACCUGUUUUUGCUUUGUUAUUAUGGGGUAUUGUGUGUAGAUUGAUGAGGGAAAAAAACAAUUUAAUCAAUUUUAGAAUAAGGCUGUAACAUAACAAAAUGACGUUUUUGUGAGAAGAUCAAUUUUCCGGAUGUCUCAUGGUCUGACAAACACUGCUGUAGCUCGGCCACCUUCCACCGCAGAUGCGGAAGGCCGCCAUUGGUGGAUGCAGUGGCUUGAGACGCAGCCCAUGCAAAAAAACGAUAUCUUUAGCUUAAACAGACAGUUUUGAUGGGGAUUUUUAUUAUUAUGCUAAUUACAUUUCCGCGGGGGCGCAGACAUCAACUCUAGGGGGUUAUUAAUACAAAUUAUGUCCUCUGUGUUUUUCCAGAGCAAACCCAGGACAGCAUGCACAGGUUUGAGCAGCAGGCUGGGCUGAGAGACACUGGCUACACGCCCCAUAAGGGCCUCACUGCUGAGGAGACCCGCCACCACCACCGCAUGCCUGACUCAUUCCAUGUGAGUCUUUACUUUAUCACUUACUGUGGCCCUACUUUAUUAUCUGGAGUCUGAUAAUCAUUAACAGAAAAAUAUGAAUAAUAUUUGAUUAAUGUUAUUAUUCUUCAUGAUUGGUUUGAUAAAGCAUCAACAGUGUAAUCAAUGAAUGCUCAAAAUCUCAAUAGCGGUCUACAGUAUGUCAAAGAGGAGUGAUUCUUGAGAUUUAACUGUUAAUAAUAUUAAUCAUACUAUAUUUUUUUUUUUUCCUUUUGUUGUAUUGCCUGUAGAAAAUGAAUAUUCAAAGUAUGGACAUGGGAGCAGGACAUAAGGGAGGACAUGAGGACAAGCAAACAUCAUCUGCUCAGUCCACCCCAAAUAGCACUCCUCAGAGCUCACCCAAACAGAAACGCAGGUAAGUGCAACCAUGUCCUCAUUACCAGCUGUUUAUGGAAACAUGCUGUACUUUGACCCUGAACACCAAAUACAUGUGCCCUUGCCCACCUUAUCUAUAUGAGCAUGAGUAUGAUGCCUGUUCAGCUGCCACUGUAAAGUAGUUGACCGUCUGGCAUUUCUCUUUGUUCCUGGCAGGGGCUGGUUCACCAGCCAGAGCUCGACUGCGUCUGUCACUAGCUCAGACCUCAGUACCAGCUCUAACACCAGUGUGGACAUGGGUGCUGGUGAGGGGGGAGGAGCAGUCGAACGCUGGGGUAUGUUUCGACCACGUCCGGUUGUCCAGAAAUCCACUACCGACCCCGGUAUGGACAACGCAAACACAGGUAAAUGGGAUUUGGGGAGGGUGAUAUUUAACAUGUUUUCGUUUGGUAAUGGUGUUCCUCUAAACCAGGGGUUCUUCAACUUUUUCAGCUCGAGACCCAAAUGAGAAAUGUACCGUCUUCCUGUAACCCAAAUCGUCCUCCAACAACCCAAAUUAACAAUAAAUAGUGUGUGAUUAUAGAUGCAUUCUCAGAAUUCGUGAUCCAUCUCUCACAUGCCCAGCGCCCACUUUGGAUCCCGACUAAUAGUUUUAGAAACCCUGCUAAACUGUAAUCCUGUUUAUAAGUUGGCUCAAUGUUCUAUGAUGUGAAUUACACAUGAAUACGAUUGUUUUUACAUGGUCGUGUACUACAUCAGUACUCUUUAUUUUCUUUGUGUACUAGAUAUCCUUAUCUGUGUUGCCUUGGUGCUUUUAACAAAUUAUCAAUUUAUCAGGUGUUCAUAGAGUCAACGUUAAGUUUUGAUCAUAUACAGUGCAGUCGGAAAGUAUUCAGACCCCUUGACUUUUUUCACAUUUUGUUACGUUACAGCCUUAUUCUAAGAAGGAUUACAUUGUUUUUCCCCCCUUCAUCAAUCUACACACAAUACCCCAUAAUGACAAAGCAAAAACAGGUUUUUAGAAAUGUUUGCUAAUUUAUUUAAAAUACAAAAUGGAAAUAUAACAUUUACAUAAGUAUUCAGACCCUUUACUCAGUACUUUGUUGAAGCACCUUUGGCAGUGAUUACAGCCUCGAGUCUUCUUAUGUAUGACGCUACAAGCUUGGCACAACUAUAUUUGGGGAGUUUCUCCCAUUCUUCUCUGCAGAUCCUCUCAAUCUCUGUCAGGUUAGAUGGGGUGCGUCGCUGCACAGCUAUUUUCAGGUCUCUCCAGAGAUGGUCGAUCGGGUUCAAGUCUGGGCUCUGGUUGGGCCAUUCAAGGACAUUCCGAGACUUGUUCCGAACCCACUCCUGCAUUGUCUUGGCUGUGUGCUUAGGGUCGUUGUCCUGUUGAAAGGUGAACCUUCGCCCCAGUUUUUUAUUUUUAAUACAUUUGCAAAAAUUUCAAAAAAUCUGUUUUCGCUUUGUCAUUAUGGUGUAUUGUCUGUAGAUUUAGGAUUUAUGUAUUUAUUUAAUCAAUUUUAGAAUAAGGCUGUAAUGUAACAAAAUGUGGAAAAAGAGAAGGGGCCUGAAUACUUGAUCAAGAUUAGCAAAAAUAAAUAAUACAAAUACUGAGCUAUAUGUAGUCCCCUGUAGCUCAGUUGGUAGAGCAUGGCGCUUGCAACGCCAGGGUUGUGGGUUCGUUUCCCACGGGGGGCCAGUAUGAAAAUGUAUGCACUCACUAACUGUAAGUCGCUCUGGAUAAGAGUGUCUGCUAAAUGACUAAAAUGUAAAAUGUAGAUGUAUAUUGUAUGCUCCAAAAACAUGGAAAAUUGUAUUAUUUUGUACUAAUAGAGUUGUUUAGAGAGAUUUUGUUUAAAUAGUUUUCUCCAAAUGAUAGGUUUAAAAAUUAUGGGCACCCCUGUUUUCAAUACUCCAGCACCAUCUUCUUGCGAGGAUAAUGACAUUGAGCCUUUUUCUAAAAUGUUUUAUGAGAUUAGAGCUCACAUCCUUGAUAUCCUUCGUCUGUGCUUAUGGACUGCCCUCUUCAAUUCAAACCACAGGUUUUCAAUGGGUUUAAGUCCGUAGACUGAGAUGGCCAUUGCAAAAUGUGGUCAAUUAACCAUUUCUAUGUGGAUAUGGAUGUGUGCUUAGGAUCAUUGUCUUGCUGGAAGAUACACUUGCGGCCAAGUUUCAGCCUCCUGGUAGAGGCAACCAGGUUUUUAGCUAAAAUUUCCUGGUUACUGAUAGAGUUCAUGAUGCCGUUGACCUUAGCAAGUGCCCCAGGAACCUAUUGGCAUGGGGGUGGCGUCUAAUUGUAGUUUUGGAAUCUUGUUAACCCCAAGAUGCCACCAAGUUCUGUAAUUCUCCAACUGUGGCCCUUGGACUUUUCUUUGCCUCCCGAACCAUCUUCCUCAGUAUGCGUGGGGACAUACUCUACCAGGCAAGUUUACCAUUUUUCCAGUGAUUUAAAAAUUCCUAAUUAUUGCCCUAAUAGUGAUAAGUAUAUUUUAGUUGUAUGUCUUUUUUUUUUUGCCCGUUGCCUGAUUUUUAUUAAGGUCAACAACCAUUUGUCUCUUUUCGUUUGUGAGUUCUUUGCCUUUCCCCAUGGUAAUGGAUAGAUUUGACAUGUUUUACCUUAUUUUCAUACCCCAGUGAAACAGGAAGCCAUGGAAGGUCACAAUACAUUUCCGCUGAGAUGAAUUAAAAAAAGUUGAAUGUUAAUGCAGAUUUCAUUUUGUUUGAUUUUAUCGAUAAGAUUCUUUAGGGGUGCCAAUAAUUUUGAGACCUAUUGUUAAAGUAUUACUUUUUAAACAAAAUCUCUUUCUCUUAGCAAUUGUAUUAGAAUAAAAUAAUAUAAUUUCCCAAUUUUUCUGAGCAUACAGCAGCUCAGUAUUUAUUAUUUAUUUUAUUAAGUCUUUCGCUUAUCUUUAUCAAGGGUGUCAAUAAUUUUGAGGUGACCUAAGUCCCGUGUUUUCCCUCCAGGGGGUUUUGCUCUCCAGUCGUACCGCGGGGCCCAGAAGCCCACCCCAAUGGAGGUGAUGAAGGCCCAGGCCACUCGGCUGGCUGAUGACCCUGCUGUCGACAAACAGGCCCCACCCAAGAUGGAGAUCCCCACCAUGGAGGGCAGUAGACGGUCAGCCCGGCCGCACAAACUCAAACCUCGAGACAUGAACAUCCUCACUCCCUCAGGCUUCUGA
Molecule: messenger RNA, 8618 nt
Organism: Coregonus sp. 'balchen'
Lineage: Eukaryota; Metazoa; Chordata; Actinopteri; Salmoniformes; Salmonidae
Source: the annotation of a GenBank genome assembly